AUGUCUUUCAUUACUCCGGAAGCGUGGAAGGCCAUAUACGGACAUGGUCACCAGCAGUUGCCCAAAGUAAAGACCUCCGUCAGCAACCCAAUGGACAUCAUCAGCUCCAAUGACGCUGACCAUAGUCGGUUUCGCAAAGCCCUAUCUCACGCCUUUUCUGCCAAGGCCCUACAAGCGCAGGAGCCCCUCAUGAACGGGUAUAUCGUUAGACUGAUCUCUCGGUUGACGGAUAUUGCGGAGAGUCAGCUGCCAGUCGACCUCGUCAAGUGGUACAACUUGACCACCUUUGAUAUCAUUGGUGACUUAGCCUUUGGGGAGCCUUUUGGUGGUCUGGAGAAUUCGCAAUAUCACCAUUGGGUUACGACCAUCUUUGAGUCCGUGAAGCUCAUCCCAUUCGUCAAGACAGGCGAUGCUUAUCCUGUGUUCUUCAAACUCUUGUCUCUCCUCGUGCCUAAGAAGCUAUUGGAUGCACGGAAGCAGCAGCAUGCGCACACCAGGACCACGGUCCAGAAAAGACUUCAGAACUCUUCUGCCUACAACCGCGACGACUUCAUGGACUCGAUGCUGCGGCACCGUGGCGGAAAGGACGGCUUGAGUGACGAAGAGCUCGUCGCUAAUGCUAAUAUCCUUAUCAUUGCUGGCAGCGAGACAACGGCCACUUUACUCUCCGGCGUUACAUACUGGCUUCUACGAAGCCCUGAUGCGCUCGCAAAAGUGAUGACGGAGGUUCGCUCCGCCAUGAAGACAGAGGCCGAUAUCAUCUCUACCUCUGCGGCUACUAACCUCCCCUACAUGCUCGCUUGCAUUGAGGAAGCGUUCCGAAUGUAUCCUCCCGUUCCGACCGGACUGCAACGCAUGACCCUCACCUCGACUUUCAUAUCAGGCUAUGAGAUUCCCCCUCGGGUGAGUGAAACCCCCACCCCUCGGAGAUUAGGAACCAGUGGCUAA
Molecule: messenger RNA, 948 nt
Organism: Aspergillus melleus
Lineage: Eukaryota; Fungi; Ascomycota; Eurotiomycetes; Eurotiales; Aspergillaceae
Product: cytochrome P450
Exons: 1
Coding region: 1-948 (315 amino acids)
Molecular function (GO): monooxygenase activity; heme binding; oxidoreductase activity, acting on paired donors, with incorporation or reduction of molecular oxygen
Source: RefSeq, a predicted model, not a curated record